GUUUUAAGAAAUGGGAAAGUAUUCUUUCUUUUGGUAAAUAAAUAAAUGUUAUAUAUUAAUUAAGAAUUGCUUUAUAAUGGACCUGGAAAGUUCUGUCAGGGAACACAGUGCCUCCCUAACAUCUGUUCGCGCUACUGACCGAAAGAAGAGUGCUGAAGCGAUCAAGGAUUUACUAACUAGAAAUGCUUUGGCUUCCGUACUAACGAAAAAUGCUCUAAAAAAGAGAGGAUUUACGUGGAAUGAGCUAUUUGAUGAUAUUAACGAUUACAUACUUAAGGAAACAGAAAAAUAUGAAACUUCAAAAACAUUUUACAAUGUCACAGCUCCCCUUGCCACCAGUUUACUUCACAUGUGUGUAGCGGGGUCCAAUAAAGGUCGGGCUUAUAUCAAAUGUGAUAGAAUCAUUGAUGCCUGCUUGAAUAUACUGAAGGAUGGGCGGCUUACUAAAGCAAUUGGUGAUGCCUACUUAAAUCUUCUUUACAAACAUGUUCUGACCUAUGACCAUUAUUUAGGCUAUAUCACCCCAACCAACUGGGAAGAGUUAUUAAAUGUCUGCAUGUUAGUAUGUUUGUCAAAUAAUUCCAAACUAGACAACUUUACAAAGUUAAGACUUCUAUUAUUGAUAAUAAAAAAUGGGAAAAAGUAUUGCCAAUUCGUAAUGUCACUCAGAGAUUCCCUUUCAAAGUUAAAAAAAUGCUUUCUACAAGUUCAAAAUGACAAAAAAGUUCAGGAAGUAGUUGUAGAAAUUGUAAUAUCACUUCUGGAAAUGUUAUCUGCAGAAUGUCGCCUUACUAUGUGUGAAUUCACAGAGAAUAUUUUAACAAUGAUACUGAAGUUUUAUGAUAAUAGCUUGGAGCAGAAAAAAAAGAGUUCAUUAUUUAAAUUAUUGGAGAUGACCAUCAGCAUCCAUCAUCCUGGAGGAAAACUGCCCAAUGAAGAUGGUAGCUUAUCAAACGACAAGGACAUAUGGGAUAAACAUUUAAACAGCAUUUUAGAAAUUGUGUCAUUAGAAAUUAAUUACUUACAAAAAAUGCGCAAACCCGACGAUUAUUGUAUGCCUCCGACUUUUUUCUCAUUAGCAGCUGCUGUAUAUUUUCAGAUAUUUAAUUCCGAAUCGAAUUCGGAGGUUUUACCUGAAGAAGGAACUAGUUCAAAGCGACAGAAAGUUGGCUUUAAUAAAUACAAAACUUUUGCUGAUUUAUUACAUCAACUCCAGACAAGUCAUUUGCCCUGGUUGGGUAUAGUACGCAUGUACACGAAGUACUAUAUGAAAACAGUAAAUACAGCUGACUCAUUGAUUUUGCUUAAAUGCAUUGAAAUCUUGUUAUCAAGUAAUCAUCAAAAUUUAGAUUGGGACGGUAUCAACGACAUCAUAGAUGUGACAUUGUCGAACUGCAAGUGUUUGACAACAAGUGAAUCGGAAGAAUUUGAAGAUAUAUUCCUGUCGAUAUGGAAUUCCUGCGUCCGAAACUCGACAUCAGCAAGUAAAACACACAAACAUCUACACACAGCAAUACAUUUGUUAUUAAUGAACAAAACAUUGAAGUAUGAAUAUGUACAGCCCCUCAAGAAGCUGUAUUUGGAAAAAAGCAUGCCUGUAAAUAACAACAGCGUUCGAACUUUGAACAUUUUGUUGCACCGAUUUUUCAAUAAAUGCAGUCAGUUGAAAGAAAGACUAGCGCUUUUCGACUGGUUUAUACGAGGAAAUGCUUCGUCAGCCGAUAAUUUAACUUCAGAAGAAUUUUUCCAAAGACUUAUUACUAAUGAAAAUAUCAAAUACGAGUAUCCUAAAGAAGUACAAAGUUGCGACAGUUUAUUUGAGUUACUCUUCAAGAACGUCGACCAAUCUAUUUUGUUCAGCGAAUUUGAAUUUGAGUUACUAAGCGAUACCUCAGCAGACAAUAUGAAAAAUACGGUGAAACCUGAAAACCACGAGAUAAACUCGGAUACGAAUACUGUCAUACAGGAUCAUCUAGAAAAUAAAAUAUAUGAGGAAACAGAACAAUUCAAUAGCACGAGCAUAGAUCAAGACCAGUAUUUGCAAGGCAUAAAUACUGUCCUAGCCUAUCUGAAUGUCUUGUUCAAAUCAAAGUUUUUGACAAAAAAUCAAAUAACAGAAUUGAGGCUUUAUCACCUCACAGAAACGUCUUUACGUAUUCUGCUAACAUCGCUUACGGAUAGUCUGAAAAGUAAUCAAUCGAUUCCAGAUAAAAUCAAAGUGUUGCAGCAUAUAAAACAGUUAUUUUUGUAUGAUUAUGAUCCAGUGAUAUGUGAUGCGAUUCGUAACUUGAUUAAUGAAGAUUUUUUUCAUUGUAUAAACAAUCUCAUGAACAAGGUCGAUGUGUCGGAAGAGGAUGAUAUUGUAUACGAGGGAGAUGAAUCGGAAAUGAAUGCCACAACGCUGAAAUAUAAUUGUAUCUACACCCUGGCGGCGUACUGCCGCGUGCGGGCCAAUUUUAGAGAUGAGCUCUUAGACCUUAUAUUAGACAGAAAGUUGUACAAUUUUACUUCUAUCUGGGAUGUCAAUUGUGCUUUCAAAGCGAUUGAUAUCAUAAAUUACUCCGAUAUGAUUGACCCACCACUAGAACCGGUCUUUGUUUUCAUGCAGUACUUGUGUAAGGACUUAUUCAGAAAUCCAGAAGCUACUCUCGGGUUGCUCAAGAUGUUUUUAAAAAUGUUGAAACGGCUAUGGUCACAUGACAGAGAUAUGAAGGAGAAUUGCUACAUUCUGGUCAGGGGAUACCUGGAGCGAUGUGAGAGAAUGUUUUAUCCGCCGAAUGUCGCGGCUUUUAUUUAUAAAUGUGCUGCAGAAAUUAUAUCACUGAACGCGAGCGAAAUGUGUGAUAUUGAUGAACAUUUUGUGAAAGCACUGAUAAAGAAAAGCAAAGGGAACAUUCAUGGACUACGACUGUAUUGCUGUUAUUUGCUGAAAACGCUCAGUAAUCAUUCAGUAAUUGAUGCAGAGAACUAUUUAUCUGGAUUGUCUGACAUUUUUGUCAUAAAUGUAUCAGAAAGGAAGCAGUCCAUCCUCAAAGAUGAGUCUAUCAAUCGAACUUCUACAGUGCUCCACAGUUAUUCAGCACUGGCGCUUGCGCGGAAAUCGAUGUUACAAACCGUUGCGAUGACAGCUCUGCAAGCUUCGAAAGAUAAAUCCUUAGAUACGCAAAUGGUUAAAAAAGUUUUGAAUACCAUUGCUACUGCUGUAGCCAAUAAAACUAUAGACGUGUACUUAAAUACGCACAUUUUGUCUGUGCUUAAUUUCUGGUUUAUUAAAAAGUAUGAUGUAGAAGAGUUGCCUUUGCAAUUGUUCGGCGUCGACAGUCAAGCAGCGUUACUGGAAAAACACAUGAACUGGCUCGUAGCUACAGACAUAUUGUGGCGUCACGAAGGGAAUAUCAAGGCGAGCAACAUUUUGAAACAGGCAAAGGAAAAACUAAAGAUGUCAGAGAGUCAGAUUAUUGAGGUAUGUUUCUGCAACAUAACAGUGCUAUGUCUGCCGUACAUCGUCGCAGAGAAAUACAAGCUGCGUUAUACCAACGCAGAGAGCCCCGGCCAGUUCAAGCAGUCCACGACUAACGCCACCAGACUGUUUCAAAUGACCAGGCAGAUAUUAGAAAACGAGAAGUGGAGUAAUUUAUUUGUGGAGAACAUCGGCGAGCUCUUAUUGCUCACCGCCACGCAUUUGAACGACCAUGCAGAUGCGAGUGAACGCUUCGGGGUGAAAGUGCCCAAACAAAGUGACACGUUUUUGUACCCGAAGGAGGUGUUUUCGGCGAUACUACAGUACUUUGGAGAACUAACUGAUGGUGACAUCAUGCAAUAUCUGUGCGAAGACCAACCGGUAGCAAUAUUCAAGAUUUUACUCAGGCUCUGGGAUAAUGUUCUACAGGAAGAAGUAUUGGAAAUCAAGGCUUUAUCCUUGCACGCGUUUGUAGUAUUUACUGAAAACAUACCUUUAGUAUCACAAUCUGAGGCUUUUAUCUGUAACUACGUUUGUAAUUGUUUUGCUUAUGCAAUCAAAAAGUCAAAAAGUAAAGACGAAAUCCGAGUUCUCACCUUGGGAUUGAAGAUGAUACUAGAAAGAUUAUUGCCAGCUAAAAUUGAUUUGCUUCGAAAAGCGUUGGCGUGUGUGAUGUCAAUAUUGAUUAUCAAGAAAGAGGAAGGCUAUGAAAAUGAAUGCGCCUCACUGCUGGACUAUUUGGUGGUAGACAUGAGGGAUUAUAUGAAGGAGGGUGAGGAUGUGGUCGACUAUUUCAAAUCUAUGUCGCAGCGCAUAGACCAGAAUGAAAAUUGCUUCUCAGUAACCGAGUUUUCUGAGAGACUGAAAACUUUCAAAUCUGCUCUGAUGUGUCCCAGUUACGAAACGUUGUGUAACCUGCAGCGGUUUCUGAAAACUAACAAGCACUAUGUGAACAACCUAUACAAAAACUUUAAUACGAAAGGUUUCUCUGAAGAUUGCGGAACAAGUAUGAUUCAUCAAAUAAUAUACCAUUUGAACAACAUUCUGAAAUCGGUUGCUGAUAGUAAGACCAUAAUUGAAGCAUGCAAUUGUCUUGCCGUAAUCGGGACCUAUGAUUUGAAGACAUUAGUCACCGUGCCCCCUCCCAACACUAAGAAGAUCGUACAGGCAGAGCCGAAACAGCACUUUGCUCAAGCUGUGGUGGCGGCACUAGCUGAAUUCUUAUUUGAUGAGAACCCAGCAGUCACUAAUAAGAUUACAAAGACUUUACACUGUUUGUUUAAGUUUAGAGAAGGCGUACAUUCCAUCGAAUCGGACGAAGUCGACCAGACCAUAAUCAAGCCGUUCACUUCCGAUCAAGAUGUCACGACCGCAGUUUUCAAAAUUGACGAAACCAAAUUCCAAAUUGUUGGAGGCAAAGAUUUUAUGGUGCCGAGUGGAUCAGAAAUCCAUGGUCAAUGGUUAACAAAGCUGACAAUAUACAUUUUAAACAUAUUUGCUUCAGAUUCUAACUUUGUUAAUCCGCUAAAAGAAGUUUGCUUGCUGAAGCCUGAAGUGUGUCAGAAAAUUUUGCCAUCAUUAUUUGGUCUCCUGCUUAGCUGCUCAGCAGAAAAGCACAUCCAAAUCGUUGGAGAACAGAUCAACAGAUUCUUCAACCAUAUUUGGGAUAUAAGUUUCGACGAGCGACUGGAAAACAGCGGCGACAGCAGCAGUUCGUCGAGACACUCGGACUUGAAUCAAGAUCAUAAACUGAUUAUACAAUACAUGCUGGAUGUGGUCAACAUGGUUCGUCUGCAGAAAAGUAAAUACAGAUCCCGCCCCAGUCGCUUGGAGGCACUGAACUACUUGAAGCUGGACUACGACAAAGUGGCGUGGGCAGCCACCAUGGCCGACCAGAACCUCGCGGCCAUAUACUACGGCGAGCUGUGGGCCGCGGCCGGCGCUGACUUGCCGCCUUCCUCUCCCGAGGCCACAAGUGCGCUUCAAGGCGGGAAGGACUUGCAACGGAUAUUUAGGAAGAGUUUCGUAUCACUCGGGGAGCUGGACGCAAUAGACGGGUGCGGGACCGCCCAUCUGACCAUAGAGGACGAGAAGAGAAAGCACCUAAUAAACACGGGGCAGUAUUUGGACGCGCUGCUUCUGCACGACAUCGCGCUAUCGGCCGCGCAAGGGGAUGCAGCGUUACAGUAUGGAGCUGUACGCUCGCUACACAAGUCUGGGAUGCACCACUUAGCGCUGCGCUACAGCCAAGCGCUGCCCGAGACGGACCAGCUCAAUGACGUCAAAUACGAGUGCCUGUCGUUCCUUGGUGAUUGGAGUGAAUUCGUAGACACUCGAGAAUUAGAAGAAAAAUCAAGAGAACCGAAUUGCAACACCCAAUCCAUCCUUAAAGCUUUUCGUUAUGCGUGUCUCAAAGAUUGCCUGAAUAUUCAGAUGAAGCCGGGAUGCGAAAAUAAAUUAGAACAGCCGCUCAACCGAGCCAAACUUGCAAUAUCGCGAUUGUGCCAAAAACUCAACAUGGAGAACUGUCAAAACUUCUACAAAGUGUUAUCCAAGUUGCAUUUAUUCAACGACAUCGAAGACUACUUCGAUGUUCGAUGCAAUAAAUUGCCUGUGUACGACCUUAUACACAAGUGGCGGGUAGACAAUCUACCGGUGUUCCAUGACUUCAAAUAUCUUGAAGACCUGAUAUCACAGAGGAACUUGAUAUUGGAACAUUCGGCAAAGACUUUUGACGAUUCUUUGAAAGAAAUUGUGUCAUUGCAAAUGCAAUACGCUGAAUUGAGUUUAAGUAACCGAAGAAUUCAAAUGGCACAACGCCUUCUAGCAGUUGUCAAGAACUUGCAAAAGUCUGACGAAGUUGUAUUGUUGGAGAGCCAGAUCUCAUGGGCGAAAGGUCAUCAAGACAUUGCCCUUUCGCUACUACGCAACAUAGUCUCCAAACCAAUCGAUUUCCAGUCUCCAGAUUUAAGGCAAACGGCUAUAUCAUUGAGACAAUACGGCUUGUGGAUGGCAGAGUCCAAAUCUGAUAAUCCCCGUGAUAUAAUAAACAAAUAUUUAAAGAAAAGUUUAGACGUGCUAAAGAAAAGCGAUGAUGAAAAAACUAAAUUUAAAAUCUAUUACGACAUCGCUAAGUUUGCCGAUGCGGAAUAUAAGCAGGUUCUUGCAUACAUGAAUUCGCCGAUAUUUGAAAAUAAAGUCAAAGUUUAUGAGAAUAUGAAAGAUACUGCGACGACUUUAAAAUCGACGCAACAGGCUGAUCUGACCAGAGACGAAAGAAAAGCCUUGCUAACAAACGAUAGGUUCCAACAGUUAGAAGAAGCGGAAAUUCUGACAACAAGAAGUGAGAAGGAAAGUUUCUUACAGUUAGCCAUGAGAUAUUAUUUAUUGUCUUUGAAAGAAUGCGAAGAGAAUAACUUGUCUGUGUUCCGAGUGAUAUCUCUCUGGUUAGACAAUCCUCAGCUGGUUCUGGACUCGGAAGGCGGGUCGUUUGAGGAGUUGCUCCACGCGGUACCCUCGCGGAAGUUCAUAGCCGUGCUGCCGCAACUGGCCCCGAGGCUUACUGAAGAGAAAACAACCUUCGCUAGCAACCUGAGAAAGAUUAUAGGUAGAUGUGCCAAAGAGCAUCCCCACCACACUCUCCCCAUCCUGUUCAGUCUGAAGAACUCGGACAAGGACAAGAUGAUCAUCGGCGGCGGGGAGUCGGCGCGCGCGCAGGAACCGCGCGUGGCCGCCGCGGCCUCGCUACUGCGCCGCCUGGCGGCCGCCGACGCGCAACUCGGCGUCAUCGUAGCGCAAAUGGAGAAGCUUUGCGAUGCCACUAUUAGCUUCGCGAACUACAAGCCCAAGCUUAAAGAGCAAAGGCAGAAAAUUCCGCCGGGGGAAAAAUUGCAAAACUUAUUCCACUUGGACGCGAUCCCGAUCCCCACCGUGACUGUGCCGAUUAGAAGCGAUUGCAACUACAAUGACCUAUGCACGGUGGUAGCGUUCGAUAACUAUUUCGAACUGGUAGGAGGUAUCAACUGCCCGAAAAAGCUAAAUUGUAAAGGCUCCGAUGGCUCCAAGAAAAUUUUAUUGAUAAAGGGCGAAGACGAUUUAAGGCAAGAUGCUGUGAUGCAGCAAGUCUUCAAUAUCGUGAACACUUUACUGGAGAAGAAUUCCAUAACUAGUCGGAACAAGUUGAACAUUCGUACUUACAAGGUGGUGCCAAUGUCCCGUCAGUCGGGCGUACUAGAAUGGUGUGUGGGGACCACACCCAUCGGCGCUUACUUGGUGGGGCCGGCCAACAGCGGGGCGCAUGCGCGAUACCGACCUCAGGAUAUAUCAUGCGCUGUAGCACGCGCGAUGCUAAACAAAUGCCACGAACAAAGAAAGAGUCCACGAGAAAAAUUAGCGGUCUUUUUAAAUGUACUGAAACAAUUCAGGCCGGUGUUCCACUACUUCUUUACUGAACACUACCUUGACCCCGUGACGUGGUACGAACGCCGAUUGGCCUACACGAAAAGUGUCGCGACAUCUUCAAUGGUGGGAUACAUUUUGGGUUUAGGAGACAGACAUGUUCAAAAUAUCUUAAUAGACACAAAUACAGCUGAAGUGGUUCAUAUAGACUUUGGUAUUGCAUUCGACCAAGGGAAAGCCUUGCCUACGCCUGAAACGAUCCCAUUCCGUUUGACUCAAGACAUAAUAGCUGGAUUCGGAUCCAGCGGCGUGGAAGGAAUAUUUAGGAGGUCUUGCGAGAAGACGAUGCAGCUGCUCCGCGACAACCAGGAGACGCUGCUGACGCUACUUGAAGUACUGCUGUGGGACCCGCUGUACUCCUGGACCGUUGUGCCUAAUGCGCACGCUACCGGCUCCAGAGACACUAGCGUUUGUGGCAGUUCAAACAGCGGCUUAGCUGAGCGGGCGCUGUUAGCUGUGAGCAGCAAACUCAGCGGGACCGAGGGCGGCGUCGCUGGCGGUGUAGCAGUGGCAGGACAAGUGGCGCGCCUUAUUCAGACAGCCACCGACCCCGCCAACCUCUGCCGCCUCUUCCCAGGGUGGCAACCCUAUUUGUGAUAUGCUAAAAGCUAUAGAUUAAGUGCCAUUUCCAAUUAUUGUGAAUGUAUCGUGAUUCAAUUACUUGUUUUUUGUUAUUUAUGAAUGGACAGUUAAACUGUUAGUUUUGUAAUGAUGUUAAUAAAUGCCAUUAUUUCAAUAAAAGCGA
Ostrinia furnacalis (Asian corn borer) is the source of this 8663-nucleotide messenger RNA. RefSeq names its product Serine/threonine-protein kinase tefu (gene tefu). The transcript has 35 exons. Bases 77 to 8515 code for a protein of 2812 amino acids. The record is from RefSeq and is a predicted model, not a curated record. NCBI's taxonomy places the organism in Eukaryota, Metazoa, Arthropoda, Insecta, Lepidoptera, Crambidae. Gene Ontology annotation, biological process: DNA repair. Gene Ontology annotation, molecular function: protein binding; protein serine/threonine kinase activity.